Molecule: messenger RNA, 933 nt
Organism: Plutella xylostella (diamondback moth)
Lineage: Eukaryota; Metazoa; Arthropoda; Insecta; Lepidoptera; Plutellidae
Product: epithelial serine protease
Biological process (GO): proteolysis
Molecular function (GO): serine-type endopeptidase activity
Source: RefSeq, a predicted model, not a curated record
UACAAGUGUCACAAUUGCUGAAAUGUUUAAGUUUGUUGUAGUGUUGGCUUUGGCCGUUUGCGCGGUGGUGUUAGCUGAUGAUGGAGUGGAACCCAUCACCCUGAACUACCAUGAGGAGGUGGGGAUCCCCGAGGCGAGGCGGAUCAAGAACCUGGAAGAUGCUUUUGACGCCAUGAAGAUAGUUGGUGGCACCGCUGCCCCCCUGGGACAAUACCCGUACCAGGCCGGUCUGGUGAUCACGCUAACCACGGGAGCCACGUCGGUGUGCGGCGCCUCUCUGCUGUCCAACACGCGCCUCGUCACCGCCGGCCACUGCUGGCGGGACCUGUACAACCAGGCCAGGAUGUUCCAGGUGGUCCUAGGCUCCACUCGGCUGUUCUCCGGAGGCACCCGCGUCAACACCAACCAGGUGCAGACGCACGCCAACUACAACCUCAACAAUCUGAACAACGACAUCGCCAUGGUCGUCAUCCCGAGGAUCAACUUCAACAACAACAUCCAGCCGAUCCCCAUCGCGACCGGCAACAACGACUUCGUGGGCAACUGGGUGCUCGCCUCCGGGUUCGGCAGGACCAGUGACUCGGCCGGCAUCUCCAACAACCAGUUCCUGAGCCACGUGACCCUCCAAGUGGCCAGCAACAGCGUCUGCGCCGCGUCCUACGGCAGCAGCACCGUGGUCGCGUCCACGCUGUGCACCAGCGGCGCCGGCGGACGCGGCACGUGCGGCGGAGACUCCGGCGGCCCCAUCGCUGUUACUAGCGGGGGACGGAGGGUCUUGGUGGGUGUGGUGUCGUUUGGCUCGAGCCGCGGCUGCGCCAUCGGGCUGCCGGCGGGGCACGCGCGAGUCACCUCCUUCGCCAGCUGGAUCCAGGCGCGCAUGUGAACAGACACGGAUUAUUGAAUAUUGGAAAACUAAUACAAAUAUAAAAAUGA